Messenger RNA from Alternaria postmessia, 1866 nucleotides. RefSeq lists its product as uncharacterized. Gene Ontology annotation, molecular function: FAD binding. The transcript has 5 exons. Bases 1 to 1866 code for a protein of 621 amino acids. The record is from RefSeq and is a predicted model, not a curated record. NCBI's taxonomy places the organism in Eukaryota, Fungi, Ascomycota, Dothideomycetes, Pleosporales, Pleosporaceae.
AUGUAUCCCAGAAUGAUGCUCUCGGCUUGGAUGGCGAGAUGUGGCAUCAAUGCUCGCGUCGUCGACAAACGUGGCACAAAGAUCUACUCAGGACAAGCGGAUGGUUUACAGCUCCGCAGUCUAGAGAUUUUUGACAGCUUUGGCUUCGCCGAUAGAGCUUGGAAGGAAGCCAAUCAUUUGAUAGAGAAUCCCGGCAAAGACGGUGUAAUACGCCGCUCAGAUGGGGUGCCCGAUACACCACCUGGUCUCUCUCGAUUCAAAGAGAUCGUACUCCACCAGGGACGGAUUGAAAGAUUCUUCCUUGACCACAUCAAAAAACACUCCAAGGAUACCCUACGUGUCGAGCGUGCGGUGUUACCCGAGUCGCUCCACAUUGCGGAAGACCGAGUGGACGAUCAUUCUCCAGACAAUUAUCCCAUCACAGUUCAGCUUCGAUAUCUUACCGAGGAUGAGGCCAAACCAGCUCAAAGCAAGGGCUCUGGAAUCAACGACGGUCUUUUCAGAAGUAAUCUGGCAGAUGAUGACACUGAAGACCUCAUCGCAAAGAGCCAGCAAAAGGAGGGUAGCACGGAGACGGUGAGAGCGAAAUACGUUCCUACAGAUCACAUCUGGGGUGUAUUGGACAUUAUUCCCAUUACUGACUUUCCAGACGUCCGUAAACGUUGCGCGAUACAUAGCGAGUCUUCAGGAUCGAUGAUGAUCAUUCCACGUGAGAACAAGCUUGCCAGGCUCUACAUACAGCUCACGGAGAUCAAGCCCGACGCCAGUGGUCGAGCGGAUAGAUCGAAGAUCACACCCGAUACUAUUCUCACCGCUGCGCAAAAGAUUAUUGCACCAUAUAAGCUGACAUACGAAUACUGCGAUUGGUGGACGGCGUACCAGAUCGGUCAGAGAGUCGGCAAGAACUUCGACCACAAGAGUCGCGUGUUCCUGGCUGGCGAUGCCGUACACACGCACUCACCGAAGGCUGGCCAAGGGAUGAAUGUCUCCAUGCAGGACGGCUACAACCUGGGCUGGAAACUGGGUUUGGUGGUGAAAGGUAUCGCUCAACCAUCCAUUUUGAAGACCUACCAGUCGGAGCGGAGGCGUAUUGCGCAGGAUCUGAUUGCAUUCGACCACAAAUUUUCGAGAUUAUUUUCCGGGCGGCCGGCGAAGGAUGUCAUGGAUGAGGAAGGAGUCAGUAUGGACGAGUUCAAGCAGGCAUUCCUCAAGGGUCAACUAUUCGCUACGGGCCUCUCGGUCGAUUAUGGAACGAGUAUGCUGGUUGGGAAACCAGGCAACGCAGCAGAUCAAGGCGACGGGACAGACGUAUCUUCAAAGUUCGAGAUCAUCGGCAAACAAGAGCUCGCCUCAGAGACGAAGUUGGGCAUGCGUUUCCCAAGCUACCAAGUCAUCAACCAAUCUGACGGUCGAGCCUGGGAGUUCCAGCAGAAGCUGAAAAGCGAUGGACGAUUCCGCAUCGUUGUAUUUGCCGGCAAUGUCGCAAAUGCACAACAGAGCGCCCGAUUGAAAGGCUUCUGCGAGAGUUUAUCGUCCUCAUCAUUACUGGCUCCCCAUCUCAUCAAGAACGUGGAAGUGCUCACAUUGCACUCUUCGAAGCGCAAGGAAGUAGAGCUUUUGCGCGACUUCCCAGAUAUCCUGCACCCAUUCGACUCGAAGUUUGGAUGGGAUUACGAUUCAGUGUAUGCCGAUGAUGCUAAUCCGUUCGAGGGCUUUGGCGAUGCAUAUAAGGGGUAUGGUGUCGACAGGGAGACAGGAUGUGUGGUCGUUACGAGACCGGAUCAAUACGUUGGGUACAUCGACACGGUCGAUGCGGAAGGUUUCAGGGGCGUUGAGACUUAUUUCAAGGGGAUAUUUGCAUCGUAG